Molecule: messenger RNA, 5614 nt
Organism: Podarcis lilfordi (Lilford's wall lizard)
Lineage: Eukaryota; Metazoa; Chordata; Lepidosauria; Squamata; Lacertidae
Source: the annotation of a GenBank genome assembly
AUGGGUCAUCCUUACAAACGCCAACAACUAUCUUUGUCACCUACUGUGAACUUGUGUGUUAUAGUGUGGUAAGUUAUUAAGCAAUAGUCAUUUGUCCCAAAAGAAAGGAUCUGUUUCAGCCUGUUUAGAAGAUUCCCCUCCCUGGCCCCGGGGCAGAAGUAUGUGUGCUGUGAGUCUUGCCUGAGAUAACUGCUUAAAUCCCUCUUGCUGGUUUUGGUGCAAGUGCCCUGUGCUAUGUUACUGGUUGGAAACCCAAAGCAGUGUGAACUUCUCUCCCUUGCCUCUCCGGCCCCCCACCUGGCACUACCGACUCCUGCCAUUGUGCUGUGGGUGGCUCUUCUGACCAACCAAGAAAGGAAGGAUUGCUGCCAAAUGAAAUGUCCAUUGCAAACUGUGGUGUUCUGUCUCAGCAACAAAAUGGACACCUCUCUUCUUUGUCCAUUUCCUCCCACAGAGAAAUAGUGCACAGCAUGUGCCUAGAGUUUCACCAUUCUCAACAUCUUUUUUCACCUGUGCAAUGAGAAGUCCUAUCUCUGCAUACAAGCACACAGACACACCCAGGGAUGUUCAUAUAUCAAUAAAGGAAAGAGAACAUAAACUGCCCUCUGGUUUUAGAUGAAAGCCACUGAUAGCAACGCUCUCGGUAGCCUCUCGAACAUCCUCCCCAUCCUUCCCUGCCAAGCAGCUGUUUGGGCAAGAUGGUACACAGAGAUGGCCAUUUUCAUGCACGGUGCUCCCCCAUCACAGUUGUGCCACAAAAUUGGGGGAGGAGCAGAGUGGCAAGCUCAGGGGAGACCCACAAGGGCUGCAAUGGUCCACAGGUUGCUCACAUGUGACAAUAAAAGGAUGUUUUUACUGAUAAAUUUUGUAAAAUGGCCUGUAGGCCAAAGGGGAAGGCUGUGAGACCUUCACAGAUAAAACACUUUAGACAGAACCAGUAAAAGCUGUAAUGUCUCAUGAUCUGAGGAACUAAACUCCUGAAGGAGCAAUGGGGUUGAACCACCUGUUGUAAUGUUGCUCCUUGGAAAAGGGCCAAGAGGGAUUGGGAUCAGUCACAAACACAUGAACCCAGGAAGAACCAAAUAGUCCAUUUAUAUUCAGCUUGCUUAUUUCACCUUUUCCUGGUCUUUCGGCUUAGCCCCAUUUCUGAUCCUUAAUUUCAGGUACCCUCAGCAAGAACAGUGAGAUUCGGCCUGGACUAAAGAGUACCAUAAGGAUAACACCACUAUCAAUAAACCCCUGUUACUUGGAGUGACUUGGUUGACCUCAGAAGAUGGGGAAGCCUGGUGAGGGGACUACUCAAAUAAUAUCAGGGUUGAUGCAGAGGGUCUUGCUAAUGGGCAGAACUAAAAAGAAUUUAAUAGUAUUAACUCAUUAUGGGGUCCCUGGCUUCUGAUUCUGAUCCUAUCUACCACACACAAACUGUCUUUGAAUUUUAUGUAUGAUAAGCAAGAGAAUGGUGGGAGGGGCAUCAGAAAAGCCUCUGCCUGAAUGUCACAAAUGAUGAUGUCACAGGGAUUCUGUGGUGAAGGUUCUGUUCUGCAGCCAUUGGAGGCCCAGCUGAGACUGGGAGCAGAAACUGGUGGCAGCACUUGAAAGACAGGAAUACUCAGAUAUCAAUACUGUCCUGCGAGCGCCACUGUCCAUAGACACUCCAAUUUGAUGUUGGCGGGAAAUAGUCUGCUAUUAUAGAUUCUUCACACAGGCUUUAGAGGCAAGAAGGAGAGGUAAAGUUCUACGUUCCAAUAGAAAAACUGCCAUUGAUUUAAUAGGUUUGGACUAUAUCGCUUGGAAUUUUUUAGGUUUCUUUAAAUUGGCCCAACAUGGGAAGAGAAGGUGACCUUUGGAAUUAUUUUGAGAUGUGAAGGUGGUUGCUUUUUUUAUAAAAAAAACAACCACACACAGACACAAGGCCCAUAGAAGACAACUACACACUUGGGUGCAAGUGCCCAUUUUGGGCAGAGGGGGUUAGUGUCAUGGUCCGGUUCACGGGUGAUCGAAAGUCUCGGCUGGGGACGUUGGGACCAGGGGCAAGACAGCGGGGUGGGAGAAGGAACGGGAGUCCAGAAGCCAGGAGUCAGAAAGCCAAGAGUCCGAGGGUCAGAGAGCCAGGUGUCACGAAGUCAGGGGUCCGAGGAUCAAGAAGCAAGGAGUCAAGGAGUCAAAUGCAGUUGCUGUGGCAAAGAGCCGAAGGGAAGAUGCUGACCUUAUAUCCCUUCCCAGCUCUUGCCACCAGGUGCUGUGAGUUACCAAUCGGCCUCACCCACGUGGCUGCGCCAUGGUUCUUCAGAACAAACUUAGGAAGGCCCCAGUCCGGCAGAGUCCUAUUGGUCACAGGGCCUGGCUCCUGCACGCACACCUGACAGCUAGUUUGGUUUUCUUCUUGGAGUGGUCACUGUGUCUUGUCUCCCACCCAGCAGACACAGGCAGAAGUUCUUACUUGGAAGUAAGAAAGAGAUAUUUAUUCAGGCAAGUAUAUUGGGCCUCGACGGAAGACACAAAGAUGUCCCAAGAGGUUUCCCCGCACCGCCUGCCAAGCUUUUAAAGACAAGGCGUGCCUUGCUCACUUGCCAGACUCUCUUGCCUUAUGGGAAUAUUGGGGCUGCAAGCAUGCUCUGCUCUGUCAAGGAGAUGCCUGGUUCUAGGCAACAAGACUGCACCCUCCUGCUCAGGCUCCUGUUCAGUUGAUGACCUUUCCUGGUCAGUCCCUGCCCCCUGUGGCUGAUCACAGCCCUCCCCAGCCACCACUGAACGGAUUCAGCAUCCCUUCCCUGCUUCAAAAGCAAAUGAAGUCGUAGAAAGGGGAGAUCUCCUUUUCUGCAGCCCAAGUUUGCCCAGUUUUGCCCUCUCCUCUUUCCUUCUCCAGCAAAGCCUGCCAACCCAAGGCUGAUGCCAGCUGAACUGCAGGACUCAGGCCACAUUCACCCAUGCCCUUAAUCUGUACUGACCAGGUUUUUAAAAAACAUGUGAAAGUAUGUUUUAGAAACUGAUUUAAAACGAAAAAACACCACAAUAAUCCCACAAUAAAAUGGAAUAAUUCUGGAAUUCCAAUUCUGGCAUGACCAUUUUCUUCCACAUGAAAGACUGUCAUGUGAAUACAAAAUCUACAUACUGUACAGGAAAGAUAUACAGAAGACUAGAUUUCCAUUCCGGUUCAUAGUCCAUUUCUAUCCAUUUCUUUUGUAGUCAUUAUAUUCUUUUGCAGGUUGAAAAAAAUAUUAAUUUGAGCACUGACUCUAUACUGAGCAUGAGUGCAAUCCAGCCAAAGUUAUGCGCUUUUAAGAUGUACUGGUUUCAGUAAGACCAAAUAUGUGCUUAAGUCCAAAUCCAAAUCACUGGUGGUACAUCAAAAACCUUUAAGUCGUCAGAAACCAGAAUAAAAUAGAUCCUUUUUUAAAUAGAGUUACAUCAACCCCAGGCAUGUGAUUAACUCUCUCAGUGAAAUAUAUGCUAUUUUAAAGUGCUUACCUAUGAAUGAAUUGUUUACAGACUGCCCAAAUAUUUAAAAAUACAUUUUUUUACUCUGGCUGAGACUCUUGAGUUGCCAGCUAAUGUGUUAUGUUUCUUUUGUGAAUACAGGAGGAUAGCAAAAAAACAAACAAACCCCAAACCCUAAUACAAAAACACACCUUGCCCCCAUUGCAGAAGGAUUGGCCCUUAUUUGGGUGGCAUGAAGUGCCUGUUAAUUUCAUAGAUUUCAUAGAUCUCAUAUAUUUAAGAAGCACAGUCUCAUUGUAUCUGUGCUACUUUCCCUCCUAGUGCAAUUUGAGUCCCAGCUAUACAUCAGCCAGCAUGAGGAUUCUUUGUUUUUUCCUGCUUAUCUUUUUCCUGUUCCAACCUGCCUACCUGGACAAAUCAGGUAAGUGUCAAAAGGGUGUGAACUAUACACAUUUUCAAUUUGCUCUGGUGUUUUCCCCAAGGAAAAACUCAUUUCCCUCUUCCGUAUUAUGUGUGUUUUCAUAACCCUUCUCUUUGGAAAUGGCCCGACCGGGUCAUGUGGGUUAUUGUCACCAAAUUAAUUCAUAACUAUUACAGGGAGCUCCCAGGUGACUAGCAGGUUCCUCCUGCUUCUCUUGGUGUGGCAAACAAUAUGUUUAUUUAUGAGGACUGCCUCCUAUUCAUCCCCUGCUCUUUUUAAAUUAUUAUUUCAAAAGGAUAAACAACCACACAACUUUCCGACUACAUCUGAAGGCUAGAAAUUGUGCCCUGGAUUGGGAAGUUUUUAAUGUUUGACAUUUUAGAACAUGAAAAGAGCUGUGCAGGAUCAGACCAAAAGCCCAUCUGUUCUCAAAGCUGCCAAUUAGAUGCCUCCAUGGGAAGUUCCCAAGCAAGAUAUGAGCACAACACACACACACAAUUUCCAGCAACUGGUGUUCAGAGAAACACUGCCUCUGAUAUUGGAAGUAGUAGAUAGACUAGUAUUGGCCAUUGAUAGCCUUGCCGUCCAUCUGAUUUGGUGGCCAUCGGUACAGCUUGUGACUCAGAAGUCCCCCUGUAGCCAUUGGGACUUACUCCCGGGUAAGAGCACAAAAGACUGCAGGACUGUAAACCGUAUUACAUAAUACAGAGCACCUAGGCUAUUGUUAGCUAUCUGAAGGUGAAGAAGCAAGAGCAAUGUGUCAGAAGUUAAUUCUAAUGAGGGCUUAGCAUUGCAGAUGGGACAUUCAGUUAUUAUAAGCAGGGAACUGGCAAUGGGUAUUUUUUAAAAAAGAAGCAUUAAACUGAUGGAGGGGCAGGAGUAGAGUGGGGGAACCUUGGCCUUCCAGGUUUCGUUGGAACUACAACUCUCACUAUCCCUGGCCAUUGGCCCUGCUGGAACUGAAAGGACCCACAACAACUGAAGGGCCUGCAAUAAUCAGCAACAUUUGAAUGGGUAUGUUGAAUGAGCCACCUCCAAGAGAAAGUGUUGCGCUACAGCUGACAGCAAGCCUCUGCCUGUGGUGAUUUAUUGGUGAGGGUUUAGCCACAUACACAGGGGUGCCAACUUGAAUAAAACAUGGGGGGUGAGGUAAGCCCUGACUCGCAUAAUCAAUCACAUGGCACGGUGCGCACACACCAUUUGAAUGGCAGUGCCGAUCAGCUUUGAGGGGCCUGACCCCCUCUAAUAUUUUAUGGGGGCGAAGUCCCCUCAGCCCCUGGGUGUUGGCUCCUAUGCACACAUGCAUGUCAUUGCGUGAUGCUGGAGACAAGAAGAGGUAAAUAUUCCUCUGUACACCAGUUCUUUGUCCAUGUGCAACAUUGUGUGAUGGUCUCCUGAGUACCAGGAUAUAAACAGCAUUGUUGUGCACCUAAACAGCAGAGGAAAAUCAGAAUUUAGAGUCCUGGUACAAUAGUAAGCUGUGCAAACAUUCCAAAAGAGCCUUCUUACAGAUGUCCCCAGUAUUGCUGACAGGGCAUCUAGGUAGGGAGAAUUGAGUGGCAAGGAUAUUGAUUUGCUGGUGCUUCCCCUAAGAUCUCAAUCUCUUGUAUUAAGAGAUUUAUGGCAGUCCAGUCUGUGCAUGUGUUGUCUUGGUCUUCUCCAGCUUCGUAUAAUGUCUUCUGCACAGGAGUCCAGAGCAGCUCCGAUAAGACUCACAAAGUCUCAUUUUCUCUAUGAAGGCACAGGGCGAUGUAG